This is a messenger RNA of Schistosoma rodhaini, 1307 nucleotides long. NCBI's taxonomy places the organism in Eukaryota, Metazoa, Platyhelminthes, Trematoda, Strigeidida, Schistosomatidae. The record is from the annotation of a GenBank genome assembly.
CUUAGAGAACAGGAAGCGGUAACUACAGUCCCUGUGGAGACCAUCAAAGAAUUACUACUAAAAUGUACUAUGAAUGUACAUUUCAAAUUCAAUGGGGAAAUCUACAGACAAAUAGAUGGUGUCGCGAUGGGUUCACCUCUAGGUCCCAUAAUGGCUGAUAUUUUUCUCGCGAAACUAGAAAACGGGCCACUCACACAACAGAUUGAAAAGUUUUCACUUUAUUGCCGAUAUAUGGACGACACGUUCAUCCUAUGUAACGACUAUACUGACUUAAUGGAGACACUGCAGCUAUUCAAUACAACUCAUCCGUCUAUAAAAUUCACGUGUGAGGAGGAAAAUGGAGGUAGGAUCGCUUUUCUAGAUGUUCUCCUUACAAAGAGAAAAGACGGUUCAUUAAAGAGAAAUAUAAACAGGAAAACAUCGUGGACGGGUCAGUAUACUAACUUUCUUAGUUUUGUUCCUCUACAGUACAAAAGGAACCUAAUUAAGACAUUACACUAUAGAAUUAAGACCAUAUGCUCUGAAGAUACGGUCGAAGAAGAAACAAAAGCAUUAUAUAUGACCCUGAGGGAAAAUGGAUACCCGGAGAAAUUUAUAAACAAAAACAUAACUAGUAAAAGAGACCAUAAAGAAUGUUUAACUGUGAAUAAAAAGCCUCUGUAUAUACGUCUACAAUUCAGAGGUGACGCACCUAGCGAAAUGGUAAGAUUGAAACUACGAAGAUCAAUCGAAAGGACUUUUAAUGCAGGUAAACUACAACUAAUGUUUUCCACACGCCCAAUGAUCACGCCGACGUUGAAAGAUAAAUUGCCUAGACUAGCCACUUCCUUCUGUAUCUAUCAAUUCAACUGCUCCUGUGGAGCAAGUUAUAUAGGCAGAUGUUCUAGGAAUUUGUAUACUCGGGCUCGUGAACACCUUCCAGUGUGGUUAAGCAAAGGUGUAGUCAGAACGGUUAACAGCUCUGUUUUAGCCCAUUUAGUUCAGACGGGACAUAGAGCCGACAUCGAGCAAUCCUUCACAGUAAUAUAUCGUGUUAAUAGUAGUCUACCUAAUUCUGUCAGACAGAGAAUCCUGCAGACGGCUGAGGCAAUCGCUAUUCGGAUCAAAAAGCCAGAGCUCUGCAUCCAAAAGAAAUAUGUACAGCCGCUCCUUUUACCCUGGCCAACUUCAGGGUCAACUUGUUAAUGAUCAAUUUUGUAAUAUGGUGACAUUAAUUUGAUUAAUGUUCACUUCUAUAUGUCAAACUUAGUUUAUCUACACAUCUUAUCAGUCAUUAUUCUUAUUAUUAUUAUCUUUAUUAUUAUUAU